Molecule: messenger RNA, 1236 nt
Organism: Penicillium chermesinum
Lineage: Eukaryota; Fungi; Ascomycota; Eurotiomycetes; Eurotiales; Aspergillaceae
Exons: 1
Coding region: 1-1236 (411 amino acids)
Source: RefSeq, a predicted model, not a curated record
AUGUCUACCGCGAAAGCCGUCGCUGCUGCGGCUACGACGAGUGCUUCUCCUGACAAGACCAAUGCGAGCGCGAGCAACACCGAACCUGCCUCCUCAUCGGCUGAUCCAACAACCUCGGCAGCAGCGCCUACAAGCCCCAGUGAAACGUCCACUAACCCCGACCCCAAACCCACGACUUCUGCCACGGUGACUUCGGAUUCUUCCCCAGCGCCUUCGACUGCGCCUUCGCCUUCGACUACGACUACAGCCCCUCCCACGUCGACUGUCGAACCCACCACUUCCACUACCACUUCCGAGGCUCCCACAACGACAACCGCCCCAAGCACGACAAGCAGUGCGAGCACCAGCAGUACGGAGACAUCUACCCAUACCACUGUGCCCCCGAGUACAACAGUCGUAGUAGUGACAUCCAGCGACACUGUCUACACAUCUCCAGUCGUCAGCGCAACCCCAACUUCGACUGACUCUGCGGCUGGAGCGUCAUCAAGCCCCGCCGCUAAGAGCAGUGGCUUGUCCACCGGUGGUACCAUUGCCGUGGCAGUUGUUGUGCCAGUGGUUUCGGUGGCCCUUAUUGUCGCGGCCGUGAUUUGGUUCUGGCGCAAACGCAAGGCGAAUAAGGCGGCAGAGGAAGAACGCCGUAAGGAAGUGGAAGAAUACGGCUUCAACCCUAAUAAUGAUCCUACGCUGCCUGGUGUAGGAGGAGCUCUUGCAGCCAAAGAUGAUACUGCAGCCGGUUAUCGUGGCUGGGGUACGACAUCGGCCGGACGGAAAGCGUCUACCAAUCUUUCGAGCGGCAUGGGUGGCUUGGCCAUGUCAGAGGGUAGUGGUCCCGGUUACUACCAUGGGGCAACCCCCAGUGAGGGAACUGUGCAUUACUCGGAUGGCGUCCGACCAGAUUCGGGCGAGGUCGAGCCUGUUGGCGUGCUGGGUGCAGCCCCGGUGGCUGCCAAAAAUAACCGGGGGGAUAUUCAUCGGGGCCCCUCUAACGCAUCAUCCGCCUAUUCGGCGGCUAAUCAUUCAGAAGCAUCGGAAGAGAGCCACAUGUCAGCAGCUCACCCCUCAGGUGGAUAUUACGGGGAUAACCCAUACUAUGGAGAUUUGAGCCAGCACGGCGCAUAUGGUGAGGAUAAUUACCAACCCGUCAUUCGGGAUGUGUCAGCGCGUCGCAACACUCGCAUUGAGAACCCUGGUGUUUUUCCUCGGCAAGGGAACGCCGGGAUUGCUCAGAACUUCUGA